GAAUACGUUAAAUCGACCUUUGGUGGAGAGUAGAUCUCAUAUCUUAGCCUAUCAGCUAAUGUGUUUCAUCUUUUCUUACUGAGUUAAGGAGAUCGCGUAGGUGGGCUACGUUUUGGAUGGACAAGCGACAGAAGAUGUCUUGAUUUGUUUUCGCUUCCUCACUCGUUUGUACCAGUGCAGACUGAGACAGAGCGGUUUGCAGACUGCACGUUUCCAUGCAGAGCAAUUUAGCUAAAAGUUUAUUAGCCUUCGGUUUACAUCGGAGCGUCUUCCAGUGCUGAUCUCCGGAGUCUGACGAACCGUCUGAGGAGCUGAGUGGAUAGAUUUGGCCAGACAGGCUGAUAAAUUGCCAACAAUGAAGGUGGAAUUACCUCCAAUUGCAACAUGGCUGCUGCUGCUGCUGCUCAGACGUUGUAUGGGAGAAGUUUAGCUCCUGACGUGAAAUAAGUUUUUUUCUGAAUUCACCUCGUCGACGAAGGUGAAGACAAAUCUGAGAGAAUUUCUUAGGUUCGGAUUUUAAAAGGCCAGACUGAGCAGUGAAACGGGGGCGAGGAGGACUCGGAUGAGCUGGCGGUAGAAAAAGAAGAAGACGGGACUCUGUGUGGAUUUACUUCUCAGUCACUUUGAACGUUUGGAAAAUAUCCAUAUCUGAUCCAUAAAUCCGUCAUAUAUCUCCGUAGUUAAGUUUUCGCUGAGAAGAAAAUGCACUUCUCCAUUCCUGAGACGGAGGUUCGCUCCGGUGAAAACGGAUCUACCUAUGUGGCCUACAACAUCCAUGUCAAUGGCGUGCUGCACUGCCGGGUACGCUACAGCCAGUUAUUAGGCCUGCAUGAACAGAUAAAGAAAGAAUAUGGGAACAACGUAGUGCCCACCUUCCCCCCAAAGAAGAUUUUUACCCUAACACCAGCCGAGGUGGAGCAGCGAAGAGAGCAACUGGAAAAGUACAUGCAGGCUGUGCGUCAGGAUCCCCUGCUGGGUACGAGUGAGAUGUUCAACAGCUUUUUGAGAAAAGCUCAACAGGAGACACAACAAAUCCCUACUGAAGAGGUCCAGCUGGAAGUCCACCUGUCCAAUGGCCAGAAAGUUAAAGUCAAUAUCCUGACUUCAGACCAGACGGAAGAUGUGCUUGAGGCAGUUGCAACGAAACUAGACUUGCCUGAAGAUUUGGUGGGCUAUUUUAGCCUCUUCCUAGUUCAGGAAGGACUGGAGGGAGGCUGCACAUUCGUGAGGAAGCUGCAGGAGUUCGAGCUGCCCUAUGUGUCAGUCACCAGCUUGCGCAAUCCAGACUAUCACAUCGUCCUCCGGAAAAGCUACUGGGACUCCGCAUAUGACAGUGAUGUUAUGGAGAACAGGGUGGGCCUUAAUUUGUUAUAUGCUCAGACGGUGUCUGACAUUGAGCGGGGCUGGAUUCUCGUGAACAAAGACCAGCACAGACAGCUGAAAUCCCUGCAGGAAAAGGGCUCAAAGAAAGAGUUCAUCAGAUUGGCCCAGACCCUGAAGUACUUUGGCUAUAUCAAGUUUGAUCCCUGCAUCACAGACUUCCCAGAAAAGGGAUGUCACGUCAUCGUCAGCGCCGGCAACAAUGAGCUCAACUUUCAUGUCAAACUGCCCAAUAACCAGAUGAAGGAGGGCAGCUUCAAAGUUACACGCAUGAGGUGCUGGCGGGUCACGUCUUCUCAAGUCCCAGUGGCCAAUGGCACAGCGAACCCCUGCAGCUCCAGCAAGUGUGAGGUCAAACUGGAACUGGCCUUCGAAUAUCUGAUGAGCAAAGACCGUCUGCAGUGGGUCACCAUCACAAGUCCACAGGCAAUCAUGAUGAGCAUCUGUCUCCAGUCGAUGGUAGAUGAACUGAUGGUGAAGAAGUCUGGGGGAAGCAUUAAGAAACAGAUGCAGAAGAAGCGUCUCAACGGCUCCAUCCAUCGAUCGGACAGUCAGCAAGCUGUGAAGUCUCCUCCGUUACUGGACUCUCCUGAUCCGAAUCGAGAACAAGUAGUCAAACUCUCGACCAAGCUGAGUUCCGUUUCCCUGAGGGGGAUCAGUGCCUCCAACUCGGCUAAUGAUAUCAGUGGCAAUGAUUUCCAUGGAAACUAUGCCUUCGAGGGGAUUGGAGAUGAUGACCUGUGAUGCUCCUCUUAGACUGAACCACAGGAGAGCUGAGCCAAGCCUAUUUUAGCAGAGGGGGGCACACGGUUCUGCAAGAUUCCAACCCCACUGAGCACUCUUUUGCCAUAAGGUCUAAUACAGCAUUACUCUAAAAGUCCAAAGCACACAUGCACAUAGGGGCUGAAUGAUACUGGGUGGUAAAUCACAUUGUGAUAUUUUAGCUUUUUGCAAUAAAUAUUGCGAUAUUUGGGGGAAAAAAGUCAAAUAAUGACCAUUAUACACUAAAGCAGUGGAAGGGGCGCAUUUAGAAGGAGAAAUAAGGCAUAUGUUUAAUAUCUGGUUAGAACUGCUUGAUGUGGACGAAAAUACCCUGUUGCAGUUGUAGUAUGCCUUCCACAAUAUUGAAAACACAUUAGGGAACCCCUUUGAUGCGCAGUCGUUAAGAAUUGACCUGCUUUAUCUCUGACCAAGAUUAUUUAUCAUCACUGUCAAAAAAAACUUUAAAAAAAAUUCUGUGUCUAAAAUGGUAACUUUACAGGAAAAGACAAAAACGUUCUUAACUCUCAGUGUAAGUUAAGUAACAAAAAGUUGAAGUAAUUUCAGAUCAUUUACGUUGGUCCAUUCGUCAAAGUGAAGGAUAGCUGCCAUGCGCAAAUGUUGAAAAAUAAAAAACGGAGAUAUGGUUUUGAUAUGACAGCAACGUUAUUUUGUUGAAUCAUGUUGAAUGAAUGCCUUGAUUCCUCAAAACACCCAAACAACAUCUGCGAUUGAUCAGGAGGCUCACAGCUCACAAAAACAUUCUGGGAGGGGUUAGAGGCUCAUUUGCGUAUUGCACCCUUCUGCAGUAUAAGUAUUGCAGAGGCUGAUGUGAUGAUAACAUUAUGAAGAGUAAGGAACAACAUGUUGUGCAUCCCUAAUAUUCACCACAAACAAGUAAGGAUCCUACAUAUUAUCAGUUACCACAUGGCUCUGACAUAAGCACAGGUCUUUGAUUUGUUCAGAGAACAGUACACAAACUACAUUCAGUUAGCAAACCACGGUUUAAACAAGAAUACAUGUUCAAAACCUCUUGCUCGUAGGCAUAUCCUGUUUGGGACGGUGACAUCCUUUAAGCAUUCACAGGGGUUUGCAUAAUUAAGUUGGGGCUAGUUUAUUGCAUCCAAGACAGAGAGAGACAUAUUUAUUGGCUGUGAUGAAGGUUGCUGCUUAUGUUAGCCUCCAUUGAACAGUACUUCCUUAUUAGAGACUCAAAGCUGUGCUUUCUCAUCCCGUUUCUGUUACCGAAUGGUUAGGUAUUACAUGAAUUCCAUGCCAUCUUAUCUCAAGCUGAUGACUGCAGUGAAAGCUUUCUGUAGGUCUGAACACUGAUUUGAUCAGGUACAAACAUGUUAACAUUAGCUGGUUAAAAUUAUGACCAUGGCCUCAUGAAUGCAGUGACCAUUAUAAUGUGUUUUAUUGUAAAACUAGGAAGAGCAUAACCAGGUAAAAGUUCAGGGGAAACUGCUGCCUUCAUUACUUCCGGUGUGCUAGUUCUUGCCAAUCAUGUCAUUGUUGUUAUCUAACAAUGCCUUCAGAACCUUUUGUUGUCUCUUCAGCAGCAUCAUUUUCGAUGUGCUGAACAGAAGUCUCAGUACAGGUUCUAAAUGUAAACUUACUCAUCCUACUCAGAUCAUGAAUCAUGCAAAACAUAGUCCUAGAGUGGCCUGCUUUUUCCCUUUGCCUUACAAUAACUCAGCCGCCUUACAUUUUAGGAUCUGCUCGUCAGUUUGAAUCAAAAUCCAGCAUUUGGAACCAAUUGGCUUUGAGCCGUUUCAGUGUUAGGUCCUAGCCAAUGAAAGCUCUGGCAAGAAAUCUUGCAGAAUUUAGUGGAGUUCUGUUAGUGCGUUUGGCAGAACUGCUUGCACAUGCUGAACCCAUGAUUUUGCACAGUAUUAACAAGGACAGAUGGCAUGACUGAUAUUUAUUGAUAUAUUAACCAUAGAAAACAUUCUUGAACAUGUAGAAGUAGUUUGGAAUAUCUGUCGUUUGAUUCUUCUUCCUGUUUUAUUUUUCCAGCCAAUACUUUGUGAAAGGUUUCUCAUAAAUGCCAAAAUUAUAGUUUACUAAAGCAUUUUGCACAAAAAAAGAAAACAUUUAAAAUCAUGGUUAUGUCACUUUUAUAAAUGUACAUGCAAUUAAGAAAAAGUAUUCAAAACAUUUUACUAAUAUGUAUUACUGUUAGUAUAUUAUAAUCAGAUACAUUAGAUCAAAUAUAAUCUAAGCUGUGUUUAAAAAAAAAAAUUAGACUAACAUCUAUCAUUGUUUACAGAAUUGUAGAAAAUUUAAAGUAGAAAUUUGAAAGAGAGAAGUGUUUACAGAUUCCACGUCUGAAUUUCAGUGAUUGUCUUUCACUCAUGCAUUUUAUUUUUUGAGAACAUCAUGCUUUUUUAAUAUCCAUUUUGUAUUUUAUCAAAUACUUCAUGGCAAUCAUCUCAGAGAACUGUGUGAAAAUGGUGCUUGGAAAAUGGCUAUUUUGAAAUUUCAUGCUAGCAAAGUUGUCAAUCUGAGCAAGAUGGCCAUAUUUCCCAUUUUGUGAUGGCCUUCAUUCCAGAGACACAGUCUCCAAUGUGAUUCCUGCUUAACCAGAUACCGUGAACAGGACUGAUUGUGUUCAGGUGUUGGAGAAAAUGAUCAACAUUUGUCUCACCUGUCUGAGACGUAAUGAAAGAAGAGCACGUUCUCAUGUUGGUCAAAGGGUUUCUGAUCAUUUUAUUAAUGUGUGUAUUAUAUGAUUGCUGACUUCAGUUUGCUCACCAGCAUAUCUAGAAGAGAAAGAAGGGUUCAUGCUAUGUACUCAAUGCUAGAGUAUCACAUAAAGCCUAUAAAUGUGCUUUUAUCUUCAUCACCAUGUUAAAUUUAGGAACAAUGAAAAGUCCUGGAUUUCAAUAAAUUUAGGUGCCAAAUAA
Molecule: messenger RNA, 5048 nt
Organism: Colossoma macropomum (tambaqui)
Lineage: Eukaryota; Metazoa; Chordata; Actinopteri; Characiformes; Serrasalmidae
Gene: snx17
Product: sorting nexin 17
Exons: 15
Coding region: 703-2124 (473 amino acids)
Biological process (GO): intracellular protein transport; signal transduction
Cellular component (GO): early endosome
Molecular function (GO): phosphatidylinositol binding
Source: RefSeq, a predicted model, not a curated record